Molecule: messenger RNA, 1890 nt
Organism: Tupaia belangeri chinensis (Chinese tree shrew)
Lineage: Eukaryota; Metazoa; Chordata; Mammalia; Scandentia; Tupaiidae
Gene: STXBP2
Product: syntaxin binding protein 2
Exons: 19
Coding region: 47-1828 (593 amino acids)
Biological process (GO): vesicle-mediated transport
Source: RefSeq, a predicted model, not a curated record
CACCUUGGGACAGACCCGGAAGCCGCGGCGGCGCCCCUUGGGGAAGAUGGCGCCCUCGGGGCUGAAGGCGGUGGUGGGGGAAAAAAUUAUGAGCGGAGUCAUUCGGAGCGUCAAAAAGGAUGGGGAGUGGAAGGUGCUCAUCAUGGACCACCCGAGCAUGCGCAUCUUGUCGUCCUGCUGCAAGAUGUCCGAUAUCCUGGCCGAGGGUAUCACCAUCGUCGAAGACAUCAGCAAACGGCGAGAGCCCAUCCCCAGCUUAGAGGCCAUUUAUUUGCUGAGCCCCACGGAAAAGUCGGUCCAGGCCCUGAUCGCGGACUUCCGGGGGACCCCAACAUUCACCUACAAAGCAGCACAUGUCUUCUUCACCGACACCUGCCCCGAACCCCUGUUCAGUGAGCUGGGCCGCUCUCGCCUAGCAAAGGUGGUGAAGACGCUAAAGGAGAUCCACCUGGCCUUCCUCCCCUACGAGGCCCAGGUGUUUUCCCUGGACGCCCCCCACAGCACCUACAACCUCUACUGCCCCUUCCGGGCAGGGGAGCGGGCGCGGCAGCUCGAGGCGCUGGCCCAGCAGAUCGCCACUCUGUGCGCCACGCUGCAGGAGUACCCGGCCAUCCGCUACCGCAAGGGCCCUGAGGACACUGCCCAGCUGGCCCAUGCUGUGCUGGCCAAGCUGAAUGCCUUCAAGGCAGACACUCCCAGCCUGGGCGAGGGCCCAGAGAAAACCCGCUCACAGCUGCUGAUCGUGGACCGAGCCACCGACCCGGUGUCCCCCCUGCUGCAUGAGCUCACCUUCCAGGCCAUGGCCUACGACCUCCUGGAAAUCGAGCAGGACACGUACAGGUACGAGACCACUGGGCUGAGUGAGUCGCGCGAGAAGGCGGUGCUCCUGGACGAGGACGACGACCUGUGGGUGGAGCUGCGACACAUGCACAUCGCCGACGUGUCCAAGAGGGUCACGGAACUUCUGAAGACAUUCUGUGAGAGCAAGAGGCUGACCACAGACAAGGCCAACAUCAAAGACCUGUCGCACAUCCUGAAGAAAAUGCCUCAGUACCAGAAGGAGCUGAACAAGUAUUCUACGCACCUGCAUCUAGCCGACGACUGCAUGAAGCGGUUCAAGGGCUCCGUGGAGAAGCUGUGCAGUGUGGAGCAGGACCUGGCUAUGGGCUCCGACGCGGAGGGCGAGAAGAUCAAGGACGCCAUGAAGCUGAUCGUACCGGUGCUGCUGGACGCCGCAGUGCCCGCCUAUGACAAGAUCAGGGUGCUGCUGCUGUACAUCCUUCUUCGGAAUGGGGUGAGCGAGGAGAACCUGGCCAAGCUGAUCCAGCACGCCAACGUGCAGGCGCACAGCAGCCUGAUCCGGAACCUGGAGCAGCUGGGGGGCACCGUCACCAACCCUGGGGGCGCAGGCACCGCCAACCACCUGGAGCGGAGGGAGCGUCUGGAGCCCACCUAUCAGCUGUCCCGCUGGACCCCUGUCAUCAAGGACGUGAUGGAGGACGCCGUGGAGGACCGGCUAGACCGGAAGCUGUGGCCCUUCGUGUCCGACCCUGCCCCCACGCCCAGCUCCCAGGCUGCGGUCAGCCCCCGCUUCGGCCACUGGCACAAGAACAAGGCCGGAGUGGAGGCCCGGGCUGGGCCGCGGCUGAUCGUGUACGUGCUGGGCGGCGUGGCCAUGUCGGAGAUGAGGGCCGCCUACGAGGUGACCAGGGCCACGGACGGCAAGUGGGAGGUGCUGAUUGGCUCCUCACACAUCCUCACCCCAACCCGCUUCCUGGACGACCUCAAGACCCUGGACCAGAAGCUGGAGGACGUUCCCCUGCCCUGAGCCCCCUGCCCUGCCCGCCCCGGCCUCCUCCCUUCUCAGAGAAAUAAACUCCCUUCUCUCCA